CCACGAAUAGCUUAUUGCAUAUAUCACGCUUGAACAGCAUUGUAGCAUGUAUCCAAGCCCCCAUCCCAAUAGUUCCCGCUUCCGGUUCCUGAGAUUGAUGCAGCUUGAGUGGCAUAUCCCAGUAGAUGUUAUCAGCCAUGGCAGACCCAUGAACUUCCAUUACUGCUUAUCAUUCUGACCGCCGCUCACGAGCUGUGUAGAUGCCUUCCCACCGACAUACCCGGAUCCACGCUGGCAGCCGCCACACGGCCCGGGGAUGCUGUGGAGGGCGACUUCAAAAGCUACAGGAACAGCGGAGGGAGCAAGGCCCAGCACACCUUUGGCUUUCGAUGCAGUCAGCAUAUCGUGCUACUCUCACUCCAAACCGCGUACGCUACGCCGCCCUCUUCUUCCCUGCGGCGGGCAUAUCGAACCAGUACUUCCACCGGUAUUGGCUGCAUGAACAUGGGAAGCAGUUCAUGUCGUUAGACGUUGCCAAGAAGAACCUGACAAAAUACGAGCAGGUAUGGCGUAGCUCGUCUUCGUUUAUUUAGCUAGUUUAAUCGCUGCUUGUAUCAGUUUCACUUUGACAACCAGCUCGGCGAGAAGUUUGCCACGGCGAUGGGUGCCUCAACGGGUGGCACUGCGUUCUGGGGUAUGGCCACCUUCGAAGCAGAGUCGUGGGAUAAAAUCUUAGAGGUGUUCUCGCACCCGGAAUACGAGCGCGUCGUCUUCCCCGACGAGCGGCGCAUAAUUGACCGUGCCAGGACGCAGGUGUUUGCGGGGGAGUUCGCGACUAUGCUGGACAGGGGCGUGCAGUCAAAGACCUAGGCGAGCCCUGUGCUGGCCGACUUACUUCCGGUGCAUGUAUUGACCAUUAUCGUGGAUAUUGUCGAUGUCAAGCUUUAAUGCUACCGCGACAGGACAGAUACCACAUGAUUUGCUUCCCUUUGUAACUCUGUUCUUACCUCGUUCCCAGUUUACACUAUCAAUGUCUCUACGUAUAGCGCUUUUCCCUCCGCAGAUCCCAUGCUAGCGGCUUCGGCCUGUGCAAUGCUGCAUGCGACCCGGGUUACGUCAUUGUGUGAAGCCUUCAAUCCACGCAAGAAGCUCCCGAACCACCUCGUCCGGAUGUGUGAAGAGCACCCAGUGAUCACUGUCAAACUCCUUACAGGUGACGCGAUGAUUCUUCAUCGCCUCGGACCGCAUGGUUGCAUAGAGAAAUACAGGUAGGCAAAUAUAGUCGUUCGUCGGCGUUCCGCAGAAGAUAGGAGCCUCGAUAGGUGGAAAGGCAACCUCAGGAGAGAUUUCUAC
Molecule: messenger RNA, 1293 nt
Organism: Phanerochaete carnosa HHB-10118-sp
Lineage: Eukaryota; Fungi; Basidiomycota; Agaricomycetes; Polyporales; Phanerochaetaceae
Exons: 1
Coding region: 601-810 (69 amino acids)
Molecular function (GO): oxidoreductase activity
Source: RefSeq, a predicted model, not a curated record